AUGAAAGGCUUCACUGCUGCCGUUGUGGCCGUCUUCGGCGCUGUCGUUACCGCCCAAGACUUGGGAACUCUUCUCUCCUCCUGCGCCUCCGAUCAGUUCCAAGAACUUGGGUUGACCGGCGUCGACGGUGACCCGUGCAAGGGCGACGCGGGCAAGUCUUCGUACUACAAGUGCUCCUGCACCACCGGCCAGGACUUCGUCAUCGACUACCUCUGCAAAAACCCCGGAUCGUGCUCUCCCGAGGACAUUCCUGGUUUGUCCGACACGCUCGUCAGCUUCUGUAAAUCGAUUGGUGUUACCGUCACGCCACCCUCGAACCCAUGCGGCGUCGCCGGCGGCAGUAGCUCUUCUUCCGGUGCUCCGGCCUCUUCUGCUCCAGCCUCUUCUGCUCCAGCCUCUUCUGCCCCGACCUCUUCCGCUCCGGCCUCGUCCGCUGCCGCUUCCUCUGCCGUGCAGAGCUCUGUUGCAAGCUCUGUCGGAGUCUCUGCCGCAUCAUCCCCUUCCGCCACAACCCCGGCCGGGACGCCCACAACCCCCGCCGGUACCCCUGCCGGCACCCCGAUCGGCACACCGGCUGUCUACACCGGUGCUGCCGCCGCUAUCAAGAACGCUGCUGGUGGCGUUGCCGGUGUGGCUGGUCUUGCCGGCCUCCUUGUUCUUUGA
Messenger RNA from Diplodia corticola, 663 nucleotides. Its product is annotated as cfem domain containing protein. The coding region runs from base 1 to 663 and encodes 220 amino acids. NCBI's taxonomy places the organism in Eukaryota, Fungi, Ascomycota, Dothideomycetes, Botryosphaeriales, Botryosphaeriaceae. The record is from RefSeq and is a predicted model, not a curated record. The transcript has 3 exons.